AUGAAUAGUAGUGUUUUUACAAAUUCAUGCAUUAAAGUUCCCGUAGAUCCUAUAAAUAAGAUGCCAAAAGCAGCGUACGAAAGAACGAAUAAAACAUUAUUAGAACAUAGCUCUAUUGAUUCAUCUACCACUUGCUCUGUAUCAACAACGGAUGUAGAUACUGAAAAACUAAAAAAUUUUUACCGGAGCAUACCUGACUAUAACGAAAUUAAUCAUUUAUCAUCCACAGAAUUUUAUUCGACAUUAAAAUCUUUAAGAGAAAAAAAGAAAUCUAUGUUAGGAAUUAGUGUGGAACUCAUAGAUAAUGGUCAGCAAUAUGAUAACAAAAAAAACUCUUACGAUGAAGUAUAUGGCCUUUCUCCUAAGAAAGAAAAUAAUAUAGUAAAGAUUGAUAAUAAGAAAAGUUUUAAUACAGUAACCAUUACCAGGAAAAAAAAGUCUCUUGGAACAGACAAAAUAGAUAAUGCAAAUGUAACAUAUCCAACACAAAAACAGGAUAACAUAAAUGAUGAUCAACUUCCUGAUACAGACAUAAAAUCGGAUAAAACAAAAACAUUUGAGAUAAACAGUCGAAACACAAACAAGGUUGAGAGAUCGCAUAGAAAUCAUUCAGCUUGUUCAAUCUCAUGGCAUGAUGAUAAAAAUGUUCGUAAUAAGAACGAAAUAGACAAAAAAUUUGAUAAAUUUUUUCAAGUUACGAAAUUAGAUCCUUUUGACAGUAGACAACAAUGCACAACGCAAAGUAUGCCUUCGAGUCCUUUGAGAACUAAAAGUUUGAGUACAAUCUCUCGCAAAAAAAAGAAUAUCACUAUUCCAAAACCUUUUAAAAUGACGGAAAGGGAUGACCAAGAAAGGAUGGCGAAAGAGCUUCGUACGCUGCAAAAAUCAUUUUCGGAGGAUAUGCUAAACCAAAAACGGGAAAGGAAACAAUUUCGAGCCAGACCUGUACCUAUUGAAUCACGGAUUCCUCUUUACGACAAAAUUCUCGAGGAUCAAGCCAUGAGACGUGCAAUAACAAAAAUAAACAGCGAAGCAGAACUACGAGCACAAAUGAAACCAUUUAGUUUCACUAAGAGAGAAGAGAAUGGCACAAGUGAUGUGUGUGAGAGAGCGGUUCAUGUUCUUCCUAAACCAAAAAAGAAAAAGCGUUUCCGGGCUCGACCGGUGCCGAAGAAUCUUUUCUCCAAUUACAUCUACGAUAAGAUGAAACAAGAUCACUAUUUCAGAUCAAUUAAUCGGCGCAUCAGAGCUGAAGAAAUGUUACGAAGUGCUAACUAUCCAGGCAAUAUGGCAACUCGUGAUCGCAGUCGCUUAUCAACCCCAGCAGCUCAUAGUGAUUUACCCAUCGACCCUUCGCCCGCAGCUCAAUCGACUGCGUCCUCAGAUAGGUUAAGGUGUGCUAGUCCAACCAAAUCGUGUAAAACGUCGAAAGAAGACUUUAUAACUACUAGCCCGCAACCAUUUCGGUUUAAAACGGCUAGCAGAGCAAAUCAGAAGAUGCAAAAUAUAGUCAAAAAAAUUUAUCAAAGCAACAAUAAUAAUAGCAACAUUAGCGAUUGUGUAUCAAACACUCGAGCGUAUUCUGCAUUGGAGUUAAGAAGUGCCGCAGCUGGAAGAUCUAAUUUAGCAGCUUUAUUGCGAGCUGAGUCAGUAAAAAGGAAAUUCGAAAUGGAAGCGGAAAAAAGUUUGGCAGAGCAACGACGGCGGAUUGAGCUCAGACAACGGGAUCGUAUACUUCGAUCUAAGCCUGCCUGGCACCUGGUUAAAAACAAUCAUGAAGAAGAGAUUGCAAUUCGGUUACAGACGCGGCGUGAUGAGGAGAGAAUGCGUCGGGAGGAAUUCCUUCAUGAGAUGGAAUUGAUGUAUGGAAGAGUUCAACAGCAGCCACUUCUAUUUGAAAGAUACUAUGCACCUCGUUCUUAUUCAGCAGGUGUGAGCAUUCAAUUAUCACCAAGGAAAUGCUCAAACAAGAAACGAUACAGUCGAAAAAACCGAACAUAUCAGAUGACCACACCAAGCGACGGUUGUGAUAGUGAUGGGCAAAAGUGUAUCGAUAAAAUUGAGAAAGACGAUAAAUUGUUUGAGAAUUCAGAGGAUGUGACUGACAGUGUCGAUAGAAGCUGCUUGUAA
Parnassius mnemosyne (clouded apollo) is the source of this 2130-nucleotide messenger RNA. The record is from the annotation of a GenBank genome assembly. Lineage: Eukaryota; Metazoa; Arthropoda; Insecta; Lepidoptera; Papilionidae.